Actinia tenebrosa (Australian red waratah sea anemone) is the source of this 3520-nucleotide messenger RNA. Its product is annotated as condensin complex subunit 3. Gene Ontology annotation, biological process: mitotic chromosome condensation. Gene Ontology annotation, molecular function: protein binding. Lineage: Eukaryota; Metazoa; Cnidaria; Anthozoa; Actiniaria; Actiniidae. The record is from RefSeq and is a predicted model, not a curated record. Gene Ontology annotation, cellular component: condensed chromosome; condensin complex.
AAACAAUACGUUUAUUUUUCAGACUCUUUUCUUGAUUUUCGACGAAAAAUAUCUCAUUUUAACCAUCCUAGCAAUGCCUUCCGACUGUAAAACUGUAAGGGAGGUAUUUGAGGAGUCCCAGCGUGGUUUUCAACACCAUGGGAAGCUUAUACGGUGUUUAAAAAGAAUCCAAAAUUCGUUUUCUUCUGAAGAAGAAUUCCGAGAAUGUUUUCUUGAUCACUUGAGAUACGCGAUGAUCGUGUUUAAAAGAGAACCUGCAGUAGAGAGAAUUGCGGAGUUUGUUGCUAAAUAUUCAACUGCAAAGAUAUAUUAUGAAAAAGCCCCUGAGAAGGGUGACAACAUCAGUGAUGAUGAAGAUGACUCUGAUUCGGAACCAACCAACCCAUUCCUUCAGUUCAUGUUCAAAUUCCUCCUUGACUGCCAUGACGCUAAAGACAAAGGAGUUCGCUUCCGAUCAUGUCAGCUAAUCAACAAACUACUGAACAAUAUGGACGAUGAUGCGUCAAUUGAUGACGACAUUGCAGAUGGUAUCUUAACAAGCAUGCUGAAACGUUUAAAAGACAAGAUCCCAGCUAUAAGAAUCCAAGCUGUUUAUGCGCUAUCCAGACUACAGGACCCAAGAGAUGAUGACUGUCCUGUCCUUUCAUCAUAUAUGCAAAUGAUGACAACUGAUUCAAGUGCUGACGUCCGCAAAGCAGUCUUAAUGAACAUUGCUUUAACUCGUCGAAGUCUUACACCGGUUAUUGGGAGAACCCAUGACAUAACUGAAGCUGUCCGUAAAGUUGCCUACAGGAUCAUUGGUGAGAAGGUCAAGAUCCAGUCAUUGAGUAUUGCUCUGAGAGUACAACUAUUGCAGGACGGCUUGAAUGACAGGUCAUCUGUUAUUCAAGAAGUAUGCAUUAAGUGCAUAUUGCAAGGAUGGCUGAAAUCCCUAGACGGCAAUGUGGUCAGUCUUCUGAAGUGUUUGGAUAUUGAGAAUUCUGUAGACACAGCAGAAAUUGCAGUCAAAGCCUUGUUAAAAGGUAUGAUGAAGGAAGACCUACAGGACCAAAUAAGCAGCCUCAAAUCAGACACUAACCAAUCAGGUCCCAUUAGCAUACCAUAUGACCAACUGGACUGUGAGACUGCAUUCUACUGGAGAUGUCUUGGUGAACACAUCAAGUCCCUAGGGGUGGAGGGAGAGGAUCUUCUUGACCUGCUUCUGCCAGAGGUGUCUGUGUUCUGUCAAUAUGUACAAGGGUACACAGAGAAAGAGUACUCCAGUAUACCAGAGAUAAACGAAGGACAAGCCAUGCCGCAGACGUUUGUAGCACAACAGCUGUUGUUACUGAUGGGUGUGGUAGACCUGUCUGAUGAAGUAGGAAGGAAAAGGCUUGGACAAUUGAUCCACGAUCUUCUAGUCUCGCCAUUCAUCCCUGAAUCUCUGGUCGAAGUGCUACUGUCCAGAAAUAAUGAAGUCCAGGAAGAAGAGGAAGCAAGAAUCCAAGAGUUAGUUGAGGUCAUCGCUGAUGUGCGCCAACCAAUUGUCAUGGUUGAGUCGACUUUGAGUCAGGAAGAGGAAAGAAAAAAGGAGUUGCAGCUUGCAACCAUUAAGGUAAAGCUCAUGGAACUAAAUGAUGAACUUGAGAACUGCGUGAACAACCAAGACUUCUCCAAGGCAGCAGAGCUCAAGCAGCAGAUCACUGAGAUAGAAGAAAGUAGAAAUGCCAUCAAUGAAAGCAGUGCUUCUGUAUCCAUGGCCGUUAGAGAAGAAAAGGAUGACCCUGUAACUCUUCUUAAAUGCCUGACUAUUGCCUGUCAAAUGCUACAAAUAACGACAAGGAAUGGACUCAACCCAACCCUGAUGACUCUCAUAGAGACACUCAUUAUCCCAGGAGUUCAAAAUGAAGAUCCAAAAGUACGUAACGCAGCCAUCAAGAGUCUUGGCCUGUGUGCCCUACUGAGCUGUGAGUUUGCCAGGAAACAUCUGGUGUUGUUUCUACAGGUUGCUCAGCUUGACUUAGAAAUGGUUCAAGUCACAGCCCUUCAAGUAGUUUUCGAUUUGCUCCUGAAGUUUGGUUUAGAGGCGUUCAAACUGAACCCCAACAAAGACUUCCUGGAAGAAGAGAAGUUGAUCAGCGAGAAAGAAGAUAAGAACAACGAAGAACAAGAACAAGAAGGCGGCGAACAAAAGGAAGAUGGUGACGUGGAAAAUAGUACGCCAGACAACACAGCAACUAGUGUGUUGACUAUCCUGACUGGACUGCUUGAGAGCGAGAGUAACGACCUGAGGAACGGGGCAGCUGAGGGGCUUGCUAAGCUGUUAUUAUCAGGAAGAGUUCUGAGUGCUAAGCUACUGUCUCGUCUUAUUCUCCUGUGGUAUAACCCUACUACAGAGGAGGAUGGAAGUCUACGUCAUUGUAUUGGGGUCUUCUUGCCUGUGUUUGCUUUUGCAUCAAGGGUUGCAGUCAUGUGUCAUUAGCCCUCAAAGUAGCGAAUGAGGUCCUGUCCGAUCCACAAGCCCCUGGUACUCGUGUCCUAUGUAAGGUCCUCACCUCCUUAGACUUGAAUGGGUGUGACCAGACCAGCAUCAAAGACCUGAAAGUCUUGGCAUACAAACUAUACGACGUGGUUGAAGAGAGUGCUUCUACCAAGUUGUUGGACAAAUUCCAAAAAAACCUGGAUCAUAUGGACAAGACUACUGACCAGGAUGCGACAAACGAGCAAGCUGUUGGUGAAGAGACGACGACAGAAGGGUCCCAUGACAGUUCAACACAGAGCCAAGAUACCCAGCCACCUAACGACCAACCAACUAGUGAGGCUGAUCACGAUCAUGUACCAGCCAAUCAGGAUCAAUCUAAGGAUCUUGACAACCAAGAUGACACCUUGAGUGACAGCACUAACACGCUGGGGAACCGCGAAAAUGCACACGAAACCGUCCAGAAAGAAAAAGUGAUUUCAAAAACACCAAAGACAAAACCAUCAGACAGGAAAAAAACUACAGCAGCAAAAACAGCCAAAAGCAUGUCAACUGCAAAAGCUGGCAAGAGAUCUCGACAAAAAAUAACUUCCAAGAGCGCAUCAACGAUUAAGGCCAGGCUCAACCUCUCCAGCGACAGUGACAGUGACAUCGAAAUUUUUGACAAAGAAAAUUAUGUAUUUCAAUAGUACGACUAGAAAACCCGUAGAAAAUAUCGAUCAGCUUCUACACAAGUCAAGCCCCUGACCCCAGGGACAGGGCGGGGAGUCCAUGCGGCAAGACCGGGGAUUAAACAUUUAAAAGCGAGAAAGGAAUGGAUAUAUGGGGGAAUUUAACGCGUAGUUCAAUUUACAUGAAUGUGAAAUUCCCCGCCCUGUCCCGGGGGACAGGAAGUAGGGGUUUCAAUUGAAUAGUACAUUAAACAGGCUUCAUCAUAAAAAGCAAGCCGUUAGAAUUCUUUUCAAAUGAUAAACGAACAUUAGACUCUACUUUUCGUGAGAUAUGAUAUAUUUGUGAGUAGUGAGCCGUUAUUAAAAACUGAUGAGUUCUAUUUUUGUAAUA